Molecule: messenger RNA, 2382 nt
Organism: Drosophila serrata
Lineage: Eukaryota; Metazoa; Arthropoda; Insecta; Diptera; Drosophilidae
Gene: Nep7
Product: Neprilysin 7
Biological process (GO): protein processing
Cellular component (GO): plasma membrane
Molecular function (GO): metalloendopeptidase activity
Source: RefSeq, a predicted model, not a curated record
UAAAACAGUCGACUUGUUAGUUUAGCGGAUGUUCAUUCAAAUAAUCCGGGACGAUCAGUGAUUACUACUUUAAUAUAUAUACUUACUGUUUGCCUGUUCCGAUUAGUUUAUGAAUCGGGGCAAUAUGUUUUUAAUCUCGAAUCCGUGGCGUCUUAUUUACGUCCUGAUCUGCGUAUUUUUUUUGACGUCCAAAGCGAGAAGCGUGACGAACUCCCAGGAUGGUUCGGAUAGUGAGAAUGUGAUUACAGAUGACACCGCAGCGUAUCUACGAUCCUACGGGGAAAAAAUGAAGUCCUACAUGAACGUCAGCGUGUCCCCAUGCGAUGAUUUCUAUGAGUACGCCUGCGGUAAUUGGAAAAACGUGCGUCCGGAUCACCAAUCUCCCCACAGAAGGAGUAACCUCCUGGACAUCGUCUACACGCUUAAUGAUGCGACAGAGGAGCUUCUCACCAGGACGGAGCUGGCGGAGAAGCUCAAUGUGUCCGCCGAGUUGCUAGUUGUACAACGAUUCUAUAACGAUUGUCUCGCGGCAGUGGUCCAUCCGCUGCCAGCUGCCGAUCCCGCUUAUCUAUCGCUUAUCAGGUCGCUGGGUGGUUUUCCCGCCGUCGACGGCGACGCGUGGAACGCCUCCAGCUUUAGCUGGUUCAAUAUGAGCUCUCAGCUCACCAACUACGGGGCUAACGGCCUGAUCGACGAGCAUAUCCUACCGCAAUACCCUUUUGAGCCGUAUUUCAAAGUGCCGGAGCUGGGCUUUGACCACAUUGUCAAGACGGAAAACGUUGCCAAUGUCACAUCCCGAGCCUACGUGCUGAAUGAGCAGCGAAUGCGCGGUUACCUCGAGUCCUAUAAGCUUCCGGAGGACAAUAUCACUUCCGUCAUCGCCGGCGUGUUUGACUUUUGGCGUGAGGUACUUAUCAUUGCGGACAAAUUUGAUAGUGAUACCGAAAAGUGUGAGCAGUUUUCUGCCGAUAAUGAGAUACCUCCAUAUCCCCAUUGGAAGAGCUUCUAUGAGAUCGCCUGGAACGGGAUGGACUUUAGUAACGGAACCUACAACAGUGGGUCUUGUGACUACUACUAUGUGGAGCUGGACAAAGUGUGUGCCAGGCACCAGGAAGCGGUGGCCAACUAUUUGGCCAUGCAGCUCCUGUAUCGCAUGGAUGCCAAGCUUAAGGACUCCAAGGACCAGAAGGAUUACUGUCUACUAAUAGUCCAGUUCUCAAUGAGUCACCUCUUCAGCGAGCUGUAUAUGGCGGAGCACUUCAGCGAUGACACACUUUUUGAGAUUUCCAACAUGGUAAAAGAGCUGCGGAAGAGCUUGCGUCAAACAUUGGAGAAUGUCGAGUGGCUGGACUCGGAGACGCGACAGGCGGCGCUGGAUAAGGAGUCCACUAUGAUGCCAGUGAUCGAGAUUAAAAAUCAGGAAGUCACCGAGAACCUCAUCCGACAAAUCGCCAGUCUAGAGUUAGGCGAGAGCAGCUUUGCCAAGAGCAUGAUCAACAUUCGAGAGAUGGCCACCCGUCAGCGCCGCUACAAUGGUCUGCAUUCCGAGGAGAUGCCUCACGACACAAAGCCACUUGAGCUGAUGCUAGCGAUGCAGGUUAAUGCCUUCUAUUACAAUCUGGAUAACUCCAUGUACGUGAUGGCCGGGAUCCUGAAUCCGCCCGCUUUUCACCGAUCCUGGCCGAAUUCGUUGAAGUUUGGUACCUUGGGUUACCUGGUGGGUCACGAGCUGACUCAUGGCUUCGAUACAUUGGGAUCCACAUACGACGGUCAUGGCGAGCACCGACAGUGGUGGUCCAAGAAGUCCGAGGCCGUGUUUGCGGAGCGGGCUAAGUGCUAUGUAGACCACUUCAGCAAAUAUCUGAUACCAGAAAUCAAUCGCACGGUCGACGGCAAUGAAACUCAGGACGAAAACAUCGCGGACAGUGGCGGAUUACGGGAGUCACUAGCCGCCUACCGGAGCCACAUGAAACAGAUUCAGUUAACGAAUCGAGAGAAUAACGAGACGUUGGCGCCACGCAGUGAGCAGAUGCCUGGUCUGGAUCUCUCUCCUGAACAGCUCUUUUUCCUCGGAUUCGCACAGCUAUGGUGUUCCGCAUACGAGGUAGAGCAUUACUGGGAGGAACUGAAGAAUGAGCACACAAUCGAUAAAUACAGAGUUUUGGGCGCCGUGUCAAACAUCGAGGCAUUUGCCGAAGUAUACAAUUGUCCUCUUGGAAGUCCUAUGCAUCCAAAGUCAGACACUUGUCGCAUUUGGUAACGAAUUCUGGAUGGAUAGAUUCAUAGAUAAAAAUCUGGUGGUGGACAGUUACAUCUAUAACUUAAGCAUUACUAAUAUAAUCGAAAACAAUUAAUAAAGAAAUAUAAAAUGAUCAUUAACAA